Talaromyces atroroseus is the source of this 4425-nucleotide messenger RNA. RefSeq lists its product as hypothetical. Gene Ontology annotation, molecular function: catalytic activity. The record is from RefSeq and is a predicted model, not a curated record. The transcript has 4 exons. The coding region runs from base 1 to 4425 and encodes 1474 amino acids. Lineage: Eukaryota; Fungi; Ascomycota; Eurotiomycetes; Eurotiales; Trichocomaceae.
AUGGCGCCUAGGUGGCCACAGGUAAACAAUGGCCCCGAAAACAUCAACGAGCACGCCACAUACCUCAAAGAAGCAUGCAAUCAACUGCAAUCGGUGGAUAGAGGACGGCAGAACCAGGUUCCAUGGAACAUAGUACAGCAGUAUGUGGCCUCGACCGUUGCGCUCAUUGGCAAGGUCCUGAGACAGCCUGCGUUCGACGAAAUCAUCCAGCACGUCCAAGACGCGGCCAAGUGCACACAGAACAUCCAGAAGGACAUUACGAUCAUCAAGAACUCUGUUGGACUGGGCACGACUCCGAUAAAUGCGGCCAAUUACAGCGGUGGACGAGCCGCCACAACGACCUGGGCGCAGAUUGCUGCUCAGGCCAAAGGCGCGCCAGCACCUCCUCCGCCAGUACCACAAGGAAUACCGGCUGGCAAGGCCCAUUCCACGGUCACAGCAUACAAGGACCGAGUCGUUAUAGUCAAACUCAAAGAUUAUGGCAUCGCCCAGCGAUACCGAACACAACCGGCCAUCUGGAUCCGACAAAAGGUAGAGUCCUCAAUACGCGACAACAUGGCCACCAGACUGGUCAAAGUUGUUGCGGCACACCAGCUCAAAAGUGGUGACAUCCAAAUAUUUACGAGCACAACUGCCGAGGCCACACAGCUCAAACAGAACAAGGGGUGGAUCAAAGGCCUCGGGGAACACGCAGAGCUCGUCGUGGCAACCUACGGCGUCAUUGUCCAUGGCAUACCCACCAAUUCUAUCAACAUCAAGGACCAGAAAGCAACCAUCCAACGGAUAAUCGCAGACAACUACACAGUGAUACCAAAUGCAGAGAUCUCACACAUAGGAUGGCUGACCAAGGAAGCCACUCUCAAACGGGCAUCCUCGAUCGUUGUUGAGUUCACGGAUCCAGAGAUAGCCAAUGCCAUAAUCUAUGCCGGAAUGGCAUGGGAGGGCCGGAUACAUCAAUGCCAACUCUAUGACCGCGCAUGCAGAGUGAAGCAAUGCUUCCGUUGCUACAACUAUGGCCACAUCGGCACUCAAUGUAACGCGUCCCAAAUUUGCGGCUAUUGUGCAGAGCAACAUGAGGCAAAACACUGCAAGCAAAAGGGAGUGGAAGGUUUCACCCCCCGAUGCGCAGUAUGCAAAGAUGCUCAUACUGCAUGGAGCAAUGCAUGUCCUGCAAGGAGGAAGGAAAUGCAAAGAGUCGAACAAGCCAAGGAAGUCCGCAGCAUCUACUGGCACGUUCCAUCGAAGGACACCCCCCAGCCAGUGCCACACAACUCCCGAAAUACCAACCGAAGUCAGGCAGCACACGAACGACCGAGGCCCAUCCCGGCACCAACGGCGGUUCUAGAGCCGCUAGAUGCAACGACGGAAGAAAUCAACAGCCCUUUACACCCUAGUCCUGGAACACCGCCAACCAUCGAAGCCCCAGUUGUCCCAUCGACAGAGCAGACACAUCAGCCCGUACGGGAACCUAAUGGAACAGGGGAGUCAGAGGAACAAAGAGCAAUGCCAACACCUGUCGCCCUGUCUGACGGAGAGGAGUGGGCAACACCUGCAGUGCUGCAAGACCCGGCCUGGCAGCCCGAUCCGUCAAACGACAUUCUACCUCCCUCGCACCUGACCGACAACACCGAAGAAUCAGAAACGCAAGGAGCAGAUGACUGGCUAAACGACAUCGCGAACGAAAUUGACGAUGUAUGGCUUUACGGUUAUCCAGAUAAUGGCCCGUCACCACAGACAUCUCUGGUCACAGAUACCUACACGGCCGGAGGGAGAAUCUACAAAGGAUGUAAAUGCCCUGAACACCAGGAGAUCUACGCCAAUUGGCCAACGCGAGAUGCCGAACUGAAGAUCGCUCAAUGCAUGAGAAUCUGCAUGUAUUGUGGCAAAGACUUCCCACAGGCAUCGGAGCUUCGCAAGCACUUGCGGAAGUCAGGAUACUCCAAACGAAACUUGGCAGUUCAGACAGAGACACGUAACAGAUGGAGUGCCUCCACUCCUGGGUGGACUCUCCGAUCCCGGAUAGUGUCAUCCUCUAAUCGGUCAGAAGCCCGAACAACCCGGAGCCAAUCACAUGCGGACCGCGCCGACUACAACGUCCAGAAGUCAAGAGAUGUCGUCCUUGCCAGCUUAUUCCAGAACCCAAGGGUUCUGAAGUACGACAUCUUGGCAAUCCAAGAACCCUGGCGGAACCCAUUCAUCGCUACGUCCUACCAUCCUCUCAAAACACACUUUCACCUUAUGUACUCCGCUGAGGCAGCGACGAGAGUAUGCCUCUACAUCAACAAAAGAAUCGACCCAGGUACUUGGAAUGUCUCCUUCAUCUCCAAGGAUAUAAUCUCCCUCAAAAUCUCCGACUCUCGUCUUAACCAAAGCGUUCACAUCUUCAACGUCUACAACGAAGUGACCUCCGACACGCUCCCGACACUAGCCGAAACCAUUGGGACGCUCAACUCAGAAAGAAUUGUCGUUCUGGGCGACUUCAACCUACACCACCCUCUCUGGUCAGCAGACUAUCGUCGUACUCGCAGAGGACCCAGUGCCGAAAACCUACUCAGAAUCAUUGAGGACUCUCAGCUACAGCUCCUCACGGUGCCCGGAACUCCAACACACCGAUGGAAGGAUGGAGAAUCCACAAUCGACCUAACCUUUGCCUCCGAAGACGUAGCAUCCAGGGUCACCCAGUGCAAGAUCGACAAACAUCUCGACUGUGAUUCUGACCACCUCCCGAUUGCCCUAACUGUUAACUGGAACCCGCAACCUGAUGAACCGAAGAGAAAGCGCCUAUGGGCAAAGACGAACAUAACAAUCCUGCGACAAGUGACUCAGAAUCACCUCUCCAAAUCGAAUGAUGCCACGGAACUCAGUAGCAUAGAAAGUAUAGACGGGUUCGUCUCGACCCUCGUUCAGGCCCUGAAUGCCGGCAUCGAGGCCUCUACCCCAUGGUCUAACCCAUCCCCACGCUCGAUCCCAGGAUUCAACCAAGAGUGCCGGGACCUUUGCACAGAAGUUCAGCAACUCCGGCGAAGGUGGCAACGUACAAGACAGGAUGGUGACUACGAGGCCUACCGACAAGCACGUAAUAGGAAGGGCCGACUCGUCCAGAAGACACUUCGAAACAAUCAUCGCCAAAAAGUAGAGGAGGCAUCAGCGUCACCAUCUGGCCUAUGGAACCUGGUCAAAUGGGCCAAGAACAGACACAACGCAUCGGCAGCCUGCACACCGCCACUACUUCGCUGGGACCACCACCGCGAGAAGAUAGAGGCUGGAGCAACGAAACGACUGUCGGCCCUGUCAGCACUCGCCUCCUCAACAUGGGGCACAGGGGCCAUCAAUCUCCGGCAUGUAUACCGGGCAAUGGUUGUGCCCCAGAUGCUCUAUGGCUGUUCGGCGUGGCACAUUUCUGCAAACAGCUACACGAGCAGGGGAGGCGCUAUGACAAGUGCUAUCCAGAAGAUCCAGAGACGUGCAGCACAGAUUAUUACAGGGGCCUUUCGGACAACGGCUGGUGCAGCAAUGGAUGUCGAAUCCCAUCUACUCCCAGUGCAACAGCAACUCGAGCAAACCGCGCUGGAAGCCACGAUACGCAUUAGAACAACACCACUACAUGACGAUAUGGCCACAACCGAGACCGAGAGCGGUGAUACUAGAACACCCAUCCAAAGACGCAGCGAACAGAGCCCCCUCGAUAGGUUCUCGAGUACAUUAGAGAGCAAGCACGGCUUACGGCUCGAACGGCUGGAGAAACGCAUACCACACGUAGUGCCACCCUGGUGGAUCCCACCACCCGUCCGCAUCAACGAAUCUGCGGAGGGAGCCGUCAAGGAACACGAUGCCACGGAACCAGAAACAUUACGCAUCUACACUGACGGAAGUGGCAUUAACGGCCAUGUCGGAGCGGCGGCGGUAACACCUGCGGUGCAGGCCAACGGAAUAUAUUCGAAGCGGACUCAGUACAUGGGCACAUCGUCAACCACCAAGUCUACCAUCCGCCGAGCGAUGAGAAACGAGUGGGACCUAGCUUGGGAGAAAUGCAAACACGGCAGAGAGCUUUUUAGGCUUGGAGUGCGUCCGGGGAAAGCGAUCCUCGAUACACACGCCGGGGCACACAGAGCAAUUAGCUCAGCAAUCACACAGAUGCGUACAGGCAAGAUCGGCCUCCGGGCCUACCUUCACGCCAUCAACAAGGCCGAUACAAACCAAUGUCAGUGUGGCCAAGGACCACAGACAGUACGACACAUCCUGCUCGAAUGCCGGAACUGGGUGGAUGAACGACAUCGAAUGUGGGCAGGCAAGUCUCCAUGCAUUGACAUCAAGCGUAUUCUCUGUAACCCGCCAAUGGCAGUACAAGCAGCCAAGAUGAUCUUGAGGACUGGACUGCUGGGACAAUUCCGAGCAGUGCCGUCCACGGUACUCAAAUACACAUAG